AUGAAAGUAGAGUUUUGUGUUUAUUUCUAAAUUAUUCAAUUUUAUAUAGUCUAAGUUCUUGCAUAAAGUAAUCAAGUAGGAUUUGUUUACAAUUCAAUCCCAUACUAAUCCUAUGAUGUUUAGAGCUUAAAUGGAACUUCAGGUAGAAUAAAAGUGUCUCCAUAAACUGGAAUUACAGUAGUUGCAAUAGGAAAUGCUGGAAUUAUGAUAAUAGAUAAUAAAUUUAAUACAUAUGUCUACUAAUCUCCUGAUAAUAGCUACAUUUAAUGUAUUUAAAUAUCAAAAAACGGCCAAUUUAUCUUUCUAGGGAUGACUGGAAAACUAGGGAUCUUCUAAUUAAACUAAAAUGACAUGAGUAUCAAGAUGGUUAAUGCAAUAAAUGUUCAAGACAUGACUAUAGUUGAUGUUUAAUUUAAUUAAGAGGAAGACAUAAUGUUUGUUGUAGGUUAUUUAGGAGUUAUGAAAUGGUAUGAUGCUAGGAAUUCAACAAAUAUUAUAGAGUUAGGUGCAAUUGAUUAUUCUCAAGACUAGUUACUUUUCAACAGAGCAGCUAUGUCUCCUGAUCCUCAUAUCUUCUACAUUGCUGCUGAUUUUGAAGGAUUAAUUGCUUUUAAAAUAGAUAAAUUAAUCUAAAAUAAUCAACUUUAAGUCAACUUAACUAGAAUCUUAACCAAGCCAGCCGUAUCUAGCUUUACAGAUGUUGUUAUGACUAGUAAAAAUAAUUAUGUCUUCGCUAUUGACAGAUGGAGUGGGAUUUUUAUUAUUUAUGAUUUAAGCUAACUUAUUCUUGAUGGAAAUGAUAUAGAAGAUAAAAACUAAUAGCUAAUCCAGAUGGUACCUGCUAAUUUAGGUAACAAUAUUGGAUACACGUCUUCGAUAGCUUUGAGCUUAGAUGACCAGUUCUUAUAUGUAGGAGCAAGAUCUUUAGGCAUACUAAUAUAUAAUAUCUAAGAUCCUUUAAAUCCUAACUUUUUCUAGCAGCUUUAAUUAACUGGCCAAUCUUUUUCUUUGGCUUUAUCUCCUAAGCAGAAUGUUAUCGCCAAUACAAAAUUUGAUAAUUAAUUCAUUUAUUAUUCUAAUUCAUUGUCUGUGGCUGUAUUCUAAAAACAAUUGCCUACCCUUUUUAACAAUAUCCCAAAUUUAUUCAAUGCACAAUAGUCUUAAUUUUUUAUUGAAGGAACUGCUAUUUCAAAAUGGAGAUGCGCUAUUUCUUCAAAUAAUAAAUAUCUGCUUGGAGCUUUCGAUGCUGACAGUCUUUGUAUUUUUCAGAUUGGUGUUAAUUCCUAUACAAAAUCUUCUCCUUCAACUAUGAAACUAUAAUAUCAAUUUUCUGAUAGCCAAGAGUAAAUUUUAAAAACAGACUCAUUUAGAUAAUUUGGACCUAACGAAUCAAUUCCUAUUGGAUUCUAUGUAGAUAAUAUAUAUUUCUCUAAGGAUGGUCAAUAUAUUUAUUUUUCUGCAUAGCAGUCCACUUUAAAUGUCAUAGCAUACAAAUUUAAGGUGAAUAUAUCUAUUGAUGGGGAGUAUUCUUUUGAAUAUGUUAAAGGAUUACACUAUGAUUAAGUCUAUUAUUGUGAAGAAAUGAAUUUUAGUGAAGAUGAAUAACAUGCUGUUAUGUCAUUUGAUGUAGGAAUAGCUCUCGUUGACAUGGUUAAAUUCGAAGUUAUUUCGAUGUACACUAACUCUGGUGUGAUCGGAACUUGUUGCGGUGCAGUUUUAUCACACGAUAAAAAGCAUGCAUUAGCAGUUGUCAGAAAUGUUGGCUUAUUUAUUUAUGAUACUUCUGACAUGGCAAAUCCAAAAAUGGUAAAUAAUUGGAGAACAAAUGGAGGUGAAACGCUACUUCGCUCUAAAACAAGCUAAAUAAUUUACUUUUUAGAUGGUUUUAAUGGUCUCAUUUUAUUAGAUUCCACAAAGUUACCAGAAAUUGUAGUUAUAGGUCAUUAUGUAUCUUCAGGCUGGACAAAUUAUAUUUCCUUUACAUUAGACGAAAAAUAUGGAAUUAUUUCUACUAUGGAUGCAGGUACUCUAACCCUUAUUGACCUUACAGAUAAAUCUAACUUAAGAGUAAUCAUGAAAUCAACCAUCCCAUCAUAAAAUUCAGUUACCACUUGUAUAGAUUAAACAGGACUCUCUUAUUUAUUUUCGAUAAAUUAAUAAAACUUACGUCUUUAUAAUUUAUAAAGCUAAGUAUAAAUUCAUGUUGAAAGAUAGUUGCUAUCUAUUUCUUUAAAUAGCUAUACUUCAAUUUCUGAAAGUGAUCCAUUUUAAGUUGGGUUAUAAUACUUAGUUAGAUUUGUUGUUUUAUACAGAUAGCCUAACUAAAUAAUUAGAUCAAUUUAUUAUUAUUAAAAUCUCGUGCUUUAAGAUUUACCUUCUUGGAUGAUUGUUGAUAGAUCUGAUUAAAGCAAUUCUAAUUUGCAGGUUUUGCUCCAACUAAAUAUUCCUAAAGAAUGUUUAGAUUCUCAAGCAGGGAAUAAGAGCUUUUUAACAAUAGUAAUUUAAACUUGCUUUUAACUUGAUAAUACUUCUUUUAUUUUUGAAGUAUCAGACUUAACUACAACUGAGUAAGAAAGCAAAUAAAUUUUCAAUUACUUAAAAUAAGCUAGUUAUAUUGAUGGAACAAAUUGUACUACUAACAAUUUUGACUCUACCACUCAAUAAUAUAUUGAUCUCUCUUUAGUCUUCGAAGGAACUAAUAUUGACCCUAAUAGAAUUGCUAACAUUUAAUCAUAUGUGACUGAAACAUUUAAACGAAGUAGUGUUUAUAAUUAAUUUGUUUUUGAUGUUAUUAGUUCGCUUUAAUUUAAUCAGAAUUAAAAAUCUCAAAUGAUUUCAGCUAUUUAGAAGGAUAUUACUGUAAGCUUUACUUUUUAAGAAGACUCUUAAUAUAAUUUUAUUUAGAAAAUCUACCCAAAUUUAGUUAUGUAUUUUAAUGAUUAGCUUACUGUUAUGAAAAUAGAAGGUGAUUUUAAAUAUAUCAAUCAAGCUUUAAGCAACGGAGUGCUUUAUUUUGACAAAAGCAAAUAUAGUAAUAAAACAUUCAAUUCUUCACAAGAAAUCUUAGUUGAAAUAAGUGAUAAUUUUAACUAUAAUUUAAACUUAAAUUUAAAUGUUGAAAGCGAAGUAAAAUUUUUGAAACUCAAAUCAGAUAUUAUCAUUCAAAAAACACUAUAAGAUCAAGUGAAUAAUUAAGGAACAGAUUUAACGAUUGAAGAAUCUUUUUUAAUAUAAUUUGAUAUUGCUUCAUUUGUUGAUCCUGAUUAAAUACCACUAACAUAUUAGUUCUAAUAACAAAUAAGUGGAUAGUUUGUGCCUAUCUCUUCUGAUUCAUUUAUUAAAUGUGAUAACAUUAAUCUACGUUUAGUUGGUAGUCCUCCCUCUAGCUACUUAUUUUAAACUAUUUAGCUAAGAUUAUAAGUAAAUAAUGGUUACACAACGAAAUAUGAAAAUUUUUAUAUAAAAAUAAAUAAAAUGCCUUUCAGCUAUGUUUUAAACAUACUAAUUUAAGUACUUGGUCCUAUUGCUUUUGCAUUUGGUUUGUAUAAAAAAAGAUCAGUUUUUAUGAAUCUUUACUUUAAAAAUCAAACAAUGUAUUCAACUGAAACAGCUUAUGUGAAUUAAACUUAUAGGAAAAAGAUUCUCAUUUUAGAUCUAGAUUAUGAAAUAGCUUACUUAUUUUUAUAAAAAUUUCUUAAGUAAGCAAAUAAAAAUUAAAACUAAACCCAGAAUGCAUAAAAUUUUAGCUUAACAAAAAAGUCAAUUUUAAAUCUUGACAGCGAAAAAACAAUUAAUUUUUAGCAAAAUAUUGAAAAUCCAGACAAAUCUAAAUGCAUAGAAGGAAGUUCAAACAUUGUAACUUACUCUUAAGUUUUAACUUAAAAUAUUCCUUAAAAAAUCAAUAAAAAUCAAGAAAAUAUAAUUAAAUUUUUAGAUAAUAAUUUAACAAGCUAGCAAGUAGAUGAUAAAGAGAGUUAAAAUGCAGCUAAGAAACAAUUGAAUGAAAUGAUUUACUCUCAAUUUAGUUCUAAUUAUAAUAACAAGGAAGCAUUUAAUAAAUAAAAAAACAAAAUAAAUUAAUAGUCUAAGCUCAAAAAAAUAUUCAAAGAUAAAUAUGAUAGAAGUUUCAAUAUGGAGCAAUCAGAAAUUAGAUAGAAAAUUUAGUCAAUAGAUAAAAUCUAGCAAAAUGGAAUUUCUAAAAAUAUGGAAAACAAAAGUAACAUAAUACAAAAAAAUAUAAUUUAGAUAGAAGAUGGAACAUUCUAAAUGGAGAAUUUAUUUAAUUAAAUGAUUGACUAAAAACUAGUAAUUUAAUAUAAUUUAUUGGAUUACAAAAUAGAAGAUUAUGCCUCAGAUUUAUAAUAUGAAGGCUCCAGAUUUUACUAUUGUUUAAAAGCAAAUGUCUUAAGGUAUUUAUUAGAUCAUGAAAAGAAAACUCUAAGUCUAUACUAAUUUCUAAAAAAAUAUUCUUUGGAAACGGGAAACUAUCUAUAAAAUGACUGGUAUAAACAAUAUGUUUAGAUUACAGCAACUAAUUAAUUAGACAAAUUUGGUGUUCCUGUUCCAUUUUCUAAGACAACAUUAAUAGAAGAUGAAAUUUUUAAAGUACUAAAAGACCUUGAAAUUAUUCCUCAAAAUCUAGAUAUACCAAAUUAUCAGCUUAGUUACCUACAAUCAAUAGAUAUUAAUCCUUAUUUGCUUAAAGAAGUUUUAUUUGCAGAUGCACUUGGAUUAGAUUUUGUCAGUUCAAAAAAUAUCAUAAAAUGUUGUGGAGAAUCUAUUCAUUUGGAGAAAAACUAGCUUGUUUCUGUCGAGGCGUUUGAAAAAAUAGAAGAUGGUGUUUGUCUUAGCUUAAGGAAAUUAUUUAAUCUGCAAUAUAAAAUCCUUCCUAUUUCAAAGUAUAUUUCUCUACCUAGUUGGAUGUCUUACGAAUUUAAGAAUGGAGUAAUAAUUUUAGAGGGCAUUCCUACUAAAUCUGAUGUUAAUAGAUUUUUAAUUAGAGUUUAUGACUAAUCACGCUUCGUAUCUUACUAAUUUCAUUUGAAUGUAGUUGGAGAAUCUAAAAUAAAAAGUGAAAUAGGUACUCAGUUUUUGAAUCAGUAAAUUAAAUAAAAUAAAAUAAUUAAAGAUACAGAUGUAAAGCUAAAUUUUUUAAGUCAAUAAUAAAACACUAAAUAAAAUUAAUUUGAUGAUCAAACCAACAAUAACUCUAUUAUGAAAGAAAGCUAAUAUUCAAAAUACUUUAAAAAAUAAUAAAUUAAUUUAGAUACAAAAUCAAUUUAAAGUAGUCCAAACUAAAAUAUAAUCAAUAAUUAGAGCAAUGAUAACUAUGAUGAAAUAGAUGAAAACAUUUAUUAAGGAAUAAAAUCCAUGACUGAAUAUGAAUAAGAUUUAGUUUCUCCUCCCAUUUUCAUGCACAGACCUAGUUGUGUAGAAAAGAGUCCUAUACAUAAUCUUAAACUAGAUAGCCUAAUGCCAUCUAUUUAAUAAUAAAUAUUGCAAGACAGAUAAAAUUAAUAGGAUUAUGAAAGAGAUUAACUCGGUUAAUCACAAUCUUUAUAUGAUUAAUAACUAAAUAAAUAAAAAAUUGAUCAUAUUUCUAAACAUAAUAGAAACAAUAAUUUGCAAUGA
Messenger RNA from Tetrahymena thermophila SB210, 5631 nucleotides. RefSeq names its product two component regulator propeller family protein. NCBI's taxonomy places the organism in Eukaryota, Ciliophora, Oligohymenophorea, Hymenostomatida, Tetrahymenidae. Gene Ontology annotation, molecular function: protein binding. The record is from RefSeq and is a predicted model, not a curated record. The transcript is spliced from 4 exons.